UUGAAUCUAAUAUGGACAUCAUAAACACGGCUUGGUUGUUUCCGGUUUUGCUCAACAGUAUGGUUGUUCUUGGUCGACAAGAGAACAAUGUACUGACAGAACGUUCAGCUGAUAAAAUACCAUAUGAUAGUAAUCGGCUGUUUAUUGAUAAAGAAAACGAUUACGUACAUGUCGGGGAUAAACCAACGUACAGCUGUUCUGUCAGAGCCACAGCUAAUUUCCUGAUAGGCAAUCCUGUAGUAUGGGAGAAAACCAGUAGUGAUGGUUCCCGCGUGAAAAUAUCCGUGCUGGCCAAUACUGAGUAUGAACAAGCACAUAACUAUAAUGUCCAAUUACACACGAAUAACUCGUAUAUGGCUUUCGAAUUGAGUUUUCCUAAAGGAAUCACUGAAGCCGAUGAUGGAUUCCUCUACUGCGUCCAGUACAAUAGAUAUCUGGGAGUCCUUGCCGAAAAAAAGGUGAAAAUUUAUGUGAUCGGUAAGUCAAUGGAGACAAAGACAAAGACAACAACAGCAGCACCAACAACCACACCAACACAAACAACUACAAGUCCAUCUAAGAACAUUUGCAUUGAUGGACAUGAAAUGUGUACACACUUGUUUCCUGGUGAAUGUAUAGCUGCGUUACAUUUAAUGGUUUUGUGUCCAGCGAGUUGUGGCAUUUGCACUCGACCAGACAGAUACUGUGCCGAUCGUUUCGAUGAUUGUUCUAAGGUUAAAGAGCAAUGUAAUGACCUCAUAAUCAAACAGAUUUGUCAAUCAACUUGUAAUGUAUGCGAUGCGAAUAUAUGUGAUAGUACAUUAGUAUCCUCCGCUCUCUCCCAAAAGCUCAAGCUAUCUCAUUCUGCUGGAGGUUAUUGUUCUGAUGGUACACAAACAAAUACAGACUCAGUCAUCCUUAAACUCUGUUAUGCAAAAACUGAUAUAAUGUGGCAAAAGGGUUUACAGGUUGUUUCAAACUGUAAACAAAUAUCGUUAUAUGCUCCUGUUUCGACGUUUGGAUAUUUUCCAUAUCAGCUUGGAAUAUUUCUUGGUUGUACUGACACGGGAUUUAAGAUUGGAAUACAGAAAUGCAAUGACCACUUCAAAGAACAAACGUUGGUAUCUGGUGAUAUGUCAUCAAUCUUCUCUGACGCUGAUGAUUACUAUGUACUCAUUGUAUAA
Messenger RNA from Mytilus trossulus (common blue mussel), 1163 nucleotides. RefSeq lists its product as uncharacterized. The record is from RefSeq and is a predicted model, not a curated record. The coding region runs from base 12 to 1163 and encodes 383 amino acids. Lineage: Eukaryota; Metazoa; Mollusca; Bivalvia; Mytilida; Mytilidae. The transcript has 9 exons.